AUGGAGCUCCAGUCGAGGCACCACGGCGUAUCUCCGACAGUAGAUAUCGACUGCAGCAAUCCUCCACCAUCAGACAGGCAAGGCGAGCUGUCCGGAGAGCAAGCUACGACACGUUCGUACUUGAAGCUGAUAUGUGCCGGUUUCUCAUUCUUCUAUGCCGGAACCAAUGAUGGGACAACUGGGCCGUUAUUACCGUAUAUGCUGCAGAGAUACAAUAUCAGCACUGGCCUGAUCACCGUAAUCUAUGUAGCCAAUUUUGCAGGCUGGUUCACCUCGGCCUUGACCAACACCCAUCUGACAACCACGCUACGCCUCUCGCUGGGUGUAACUCUGCUGUUGGGAGCAGGGUUGCAGCUCCUAUCUCAGCUACUCCGGUUCUGGAACCCGCCUUUCGGUCUAUUUUCUGUGACCUUCUUCUUUACAUCUCUUGGGCAAGCGUAUCAGGAUGCUUAUUCCAACACAUUCGUUGCAACUGUUCCAGGAGCACAUCGCUGGCUCGGUUUCAUCCAUGCUAUGUAUAUGUUAGGUUGCCUGACCGGCCCGUUUGUCGCCACUCCAAUAGCUAGCAACAGUAAGUGGUACUAUAUCUAUGCUGUCGAGGCCGGCCUAGGUGUCCUCAACCUUGGAUUCGUUUUUGGUGCUUUCGGCCGAGAUAUGUAUGAGGAGAGAAAGGAGAGAGAGGAGAGGACGAGGACAUCCAGGAAUAAGCAGGCUUUCAACGAAAUUCUGCAAACACUGAAACUCCGGUCAAUUUGGUUGAUCAGUCUCUUCUUUUUCUUUUUCUUGGGUGCAAUGAUCACGGCAGGAGGUUGGGUCGUCGAAUAUUUGGUUCGAGUGCGAGGCGGUAACAUGAAAACCAUGGGCUAUGUAUCUGCAGGCUACAACGGAGGGGGCUUCCUCGGCCGUCUGCUGCUCACGGAACCAACUCAUCGUUACGGCGAGCGGCGCAUGGUAUUCCUCUAUGCGCUUGCUUGCCUUGCCCUACAGAUCAUGUUCUGGAGAAUACCCAAUGUUGUGGGCGACGCUGUGCUGUUCUCAGCACUUGGAUUUUUCGCCGGUCCAUUCUUUCCAACUGGGAUAUCCGUUGCUACAAAGCUCUGUCCAAAGUCUAUCCAGAAUACGGCCUUAGGUUUCAUAUUCGUCCUCGCUCAAGCCGGCGGCAGUCUCUUCCCGGCCCUCACUGGUCUCGUCGCAGCUCAUGCUGGCGUUAAAGUCCUGCAACCGAUUCUGGUAGGCUUGUUUGUCCUGGUAUGUGUGAGUUGGUGGAUCAUUCCGAAAGUGGAAAAAGAGCGAGACUCGUGA
Cladophialophora psammophila CBS 110553 is the source of this 1302-nucleotide messenger RNA. RefSeq lists its product as uncharacterized. Gene Ontology annotation, biological process: transmembrane transport. Gene Ontology annotation, cellular component: membrane. Gene Ontology annotation, molecular function: transmembrane transporter activity. The record is from RefSeq and is a predicted model, not a curated record. Bases 1 to 1302 code for a protein of 433 amino acids. The transcript has 6 exons. Lineage: Eukaryota; Fungi; Ascomycota; Eurotiomycetes; Chaetothyriales; Herpotrichiellaceae.